GCAAUUUCAGAAUUCCGCGCAUGCGCAGUGCUACUUUUCCGCAUUGGGCUCCUUCACGCUUCCUCAUUGACAGCGCCUAAAGGAAGAAAGCAGCGAUAGACUUUCAUUUGCACUCUUAACAGUUUUUAAUACCGUUUUCACGUAAUAUUUUCUUAAACAACUCGGAAGUCUUCUUUAAAAGUCUUGGAAAGUUCAGAAAUGUCAAAGCCUCCCCCCAAACCAGCUAAACCAGGGCAGGUCAAGGUGUACAGGGCUUUAUUCACCUUUGACCCAAGGACGCCAGAUGAACUGUACUUUGAGGAAGGAGAUAUUUUGUACAUCUCAGAUACAAGUGACAGUAACUGGUGGAAGGGGACAUGCAGGGGAAGGACUGGUCUUAUUCCCAGUAAUUAUGUGGCUGAGCAAGCUGAGUCCAUAGACAACCCCAUGCAUGAAGCAGCCAAGCGAGGUAAUCUGAGCUGGCUCAGAGAGUGUUUGGAUAAUAAGGUUGGCAUCAACGGACUGGACAAAGCUGGGAACACCGCUCUCUACUGGGCCUGUCAUGGAGGACAUAAAGAUGUGGUGGAGAUUUUGCUGAGUCAGCCGAACUGUGAGCUCGAUCAGCAGAAUAAACUGGGAGACACGGCUCUACAUGCAGCUGCCUGGAAGGGCUACUCAGAUAUAGCUGAGAUGUUGCUUAAUAAAAAUGCCAGGACAGACGUGGUUAACAAUGAGAAGAAGACUGCUCUGGAUAUGGCCACCAAUGCACAGUGUGCUUCUCUGCUGAAGAGGAAACUGGGAGGAGUGAUUCUGCGCACCCACAGUAACGCCGAGGAGUAUCUCGAUGAUGAAGACUCCGACUGAGAGAAGAGCAGCACUAAUGUCCAUUCAUUCCUACAUUCAUUCCAACACAACAUGUAUAUAGAUCAGAUUAUAUGUGCGAGAAACAUUACUUACAAGGGUGUGAAAGCUGGUUGUCGUUGUCUGAUUGUCUCAACUUUCUUCUUCAUUCCAGUUCGUUGUAAACGUAUUGCAGUACUUGUCUGUUCUGUACAUGUUUAGGAUGGACACAGUGAACAUUUGUUCUUCUGUUUGCUGCUCCUCUCUUAACUGUAUUUAUUCCAUAGAACUGUCUUUUUGAUUUUAAAGUGCCUUCUUUAACAGGGAGAUCGCCCAGAGUGCCUCAGAGCACUGGGGCUUUUUAUUCCAAAAGUUUUAUGCGCGUGUAUGUGGUAAGCGUGUGUGUUUGAGCGUUUCACCCGUUUGACUGUGUUUGUGUGUGUGUGCGAGAGAUGCUUGAGGAUAGCUUCUGAGAUGCAUGUAAAUCUGAAUGUUAUAACUAUGCAAAUAAACCAGUGUGGGCUUUGCUUGAUAUGCAAGACUCAAGCUUGGAGCUCCAAUAUAAA
Molecule: messenger RNA, 1385 nt
Organism: Cyprinus carpio (common carp)
Lineage: Eukaryota; Metazoa; Chordata; Actinopteri; Cypriniformes; Cyprinidae
Product: osteoclast-stimulating factor 1-like
Biological process (GO): signal transduction
Molecular function (GO): protein binding
Source: RefSeq, a predicted model, not a curated record